Messenger RNA from Fusarium vanettenii 77-13-4, 1527 nucleotides. RefSeq lists its product as uncharacterized. Bases 1 to 1527 code for a protein of 508 amino acids. The transcript has 3 exons. Gene Ontology annotation, biological process: regulation of DNA-templated transcription. Gene Ontology annotation, molecular function: zinc ion binding; DNA-binding transcription factor activity, RNA polymerase II-specific. The record is from RefSeq and is a predicted model, not a curated record. NCBI's taxonomy places the organism in Eukaryota, Fungi, Ascomycota, Sordariomycetes, Hypocreales, Nectriaceae.
AUGGCGCGAAAAGGCAGCCGCAAGGUCCGCACUGGAUGCUUGACCUGCAAAAUACGCAAGGUCAAGUGUGACGAGGCCAAGCCAUUUUGCCAGCGGUGUGAAAAGACUGGCCGAAAGUACAUACUACCGUGGACCCCUGAUCCGGCCAAUUCUCGAUCUCUCUACCAAUACGGCGGAACCGAGACCGAAGCAAGGGCCCUGCAAUUUUUCUGCGAAGUUGCAGGGCCAUCACUUUCUGGCCCUAUUGAACCCUCAUUCUGGACAAAGGUUGUCAUGCAGAUCUGCUGUUCUCAACCAGCCGUCAAACACUCCGUCGUCGCAAUCAGCUCCUUUUACGAGGAGGUAGAAGCUGAGGUCCAGUCUGGGAAGAAACCACAACACACCGUCGCGCUGAAGCACUACAACACGGCAAUACAAGAGCUGAAAAAGAUGGAUAACCAACCGCUGGUACUAUUGGUAUGUCUUCUCUUCGUCUGCAUGGAACUCCUCCAAUCGAACCAGGGAUUGGCUGUCCAACACUGCAACCACGGCCUUGCCAUAUUAAAGCAGUGCAUAUCUGAAACUUGGGUGACGGAACACCUGGCACCCAUGUUCCGACGACUAUGCGCAGUCCCACUGUUCUUCGGUGGAGACUUUGCCAACUUCCCAGACCUGAAUGUUCUGGAAUAUCCAAUACCGAGAGAAGCAGAGUUUUCUAGUUUUUCAGACGCUCAAGGUAUGAUUGACGAUAUUUUCAACCGAACGGUACGGCUCGUUCGAUGGGGCGAGGAGUACUGUGUCGGUGAGCUGAGGCAUAAGGAAGUAAAUCCUCGCCUCCUCGAAGAACAAAAAAGAACCGAGGCACUUCUGGCUCAAUGGCAGACACUGUUUGACAAAUGGGAAAGCAAGGUGAAACCAUCAGCCGUGACGGACAUUCAGAGAAGCUUCCUCGUCAUGCGUCACCAGACUUGCCAGAUCUGGGCUCGAAUGGCCUUUUGCCCCGAGGAGUCGGGUUACGACAAACACGUGGACAACUUUAAACGAAUAGUCGAAGAGUCUGCACGCAUCGAAACGAAUCACAAACGGUCGUUGGCGUUUUGUUUCGAGAUGGCCUUUACGCCGAUGCUCUUCUCAAUUGUGAUGAAGUGUCGGGAUUUGACCACGCGCUUAGAAGCUCUGCGGCUGAUCAAGGUGCAUGGAGUACCGCGGGAGAGCCUUUGGGAGAGCCAAAUAAUGCAUGCUAUCGGACGACGGUUAAUCGAAAUCGAGCAUGGUGCGAUACUGGAUGACCAGGGACAACUAUCACCAAUGCCAGUUGCAUGUCCUGGCAUGCCACCAGAAGAACGAAGGAUCCACCGACUCAUAUCGGAGCCUUCAGAAAGUGCUCAAGCUGGGGUGUAUGGUGGAAAGAUACGCAGGACAAGGGUCAAGUUCUUUAUGCGGACGCUUGAAGGCAAGGUCUUUCAUCAUUCGGAGCUCCUUGCGACGGAUGAAGCACCAGCAUCUUUUAGCGCCACUAGCUCGAAGAGUCCUGAAUCGCGAGCCUGA